This is a messenger RNA of Aureobasidium pullulans EXF-150, 934 nucleotides long. RefSeq lists its product as uncharacterized. Bases 96 to 548 code for a protein of 150 amino acids. Lineage: Eukaryota; Fungi; Ascomycota; Dothideomycetes; Dothideales; Saccotheciaceae. The transcript has a single exon. The record is from RefSeq and is a predicted model, not a curated record.
GGCCAGUUGAAAAGCCCAUUGCAACUCCGAAAAACUCAUACAUUACUUCCAACCAUCUUUGCUGAACUUCAAAAUCCAGCAAAAAUUCCAACACAAUGAAGAUCUCAUCAACUAUCGCGCUGGUCUUGCUCAGCGGCGCCGCUAUGGUGGCAGCCACCCCGAUCAGCUCGCAAACGAAUUCCGCCCCAUCUCCCACGACAAUGAAGAUGAUGAAGAGCAUAAUGACAAGGCCUGGACGCCAUAUCCCCGUCAUGACCAUCAUCGGCACAGACUCAGAGGAAAGAAGAACCACUUCUGUCGCAGUAGAUGUCGCGCCCACCUCCACUUCCAUCGGUCGUGGUAUUCCCGUUGUACCGGUCCACCACGCAGAUGAGAAGGAAAAGGAGGAAGAUAUCGGCUCAGCCAUUCCCUACGUCCCCAUUCACCACGAAGACGACGGCGGUCUGGCUUUCCCUGUCGUCCCCGUUGAUCACCACACCACAAGAACAACCACAGGAACAAGCCAUCUCCCUAAGGCUUCAGCCUUUCAUAAGCGCUCCGGCCAAUAGGAAAGAGAGAUGCCAAGGGAAGUUGCUCUUCAAAAGCAGGUGGAUGAUUCUGAUUACCCCUUGGCAUCUGGAGCUAGAGGUGCAAAGAAGGGAAUGCAGUGGGAGAGGUUCAGAGUGCAGGAUGGUACUGCUGGGUAUCCGUUGGCGUCUGUGCCUGGAGCUACUGCUACAGGAUAUGGUCCGUGAUGAGCGGGUGGACCACAAUAUGGCAAGGUGGAUGGAGGCGAAAAGAUAGUGUUCCAGUAUCGACAGUGGAGGUACAAUUUGUCGUAGAAUUAGGGAACAGAUCCAGCAAAGUCUUGGAGCUGUAGCUGUGAGAAUGCAGGAAUAUAUGCUGAGAAGCUGGCAUGUGCACAAGUACCACCCAUAAACAUUUCUGGCCUACC